AGUCACACUUCGGCAACACUCAUCACCGUCACCCGCCGCUACCAGCUUGAGGUGCAAGAGGAAAGUCGCCUUUCGCUGCCAAGACUCCACUCAGCUCUGCCAACAGUCUGAGCUCAUAGCGGGAGUUCACGAGACUCGCCAAGUACCGCACGCCUGUCAGGGGACGGGCCGCAGUCUCCAUUAAGGAACCAGCAAUACCAAGAGCAAGUUGGCUUCUUAAAGACUAAAAUCAGUAAAAGGCAAGCGCAUCUCAGUCUGCCAGAACACUCAGCCAUCACAGUUAUCCUUCGCGUGACAUAACGCUUAGCUGAGGUUCAAGAGUAUAGCAACGCUUGCAAGCAAUCCAACUCAGUGGUGCGUGAGGAAAUGUGUUUAGUUUUUUAAGCUUUUAAAAUGAACAGGUCUGUGGUACCCUAGUAAACGUUGCAAAAUCCUUGCAAACGAGCCACAGUUCGCUUGUGACCUUGAGCUAAAGACGAGUCCCUCAAACGCUAUUCAACAGCUCGGCUGGGGCACGUUACAUCUGAAGAAGGUAGCCGCAGCUGUUCAUCAUAAUGGCAUCAAGACUUAUUAGACUUUUUGCUUUCUUACUAGGAUCAGCAUUGAUAUGGAAAAUGCAUUUUGAACCUUACCUUCAGUUACUACCACAAAAUAGUUACGACAACACAAGAACUGGCUUAAAAAAUGAUAACCCUGACUACUAUCAAAACAAACUUACUCAGGAAGGCAUCCUUUCCCAAAAUGGAAAUUCCAUCGUUAUUCCUGCGUCACAGAAACGCCCUCGACCGUUGCUUAUUCCAAUCAGUACGGGUGGAGAAAAGUGUUUGCCUUUCUUCAGAGACUUGCGUGUUAUGGCCGUCCCUGAGGAAGAUUGUGAACAGCCUCACGUCCUAAUGAACGAUGGAGGACGCCUGGGAAAUAAGUUGUGCCAGUACGCCAGCAUCUAUCUUCUACGUUACUUUUACGGCGUCAGGGUGUCUAUACCAAAAAAUAUGCACGAUUAUCUCAGUACAAUAUUUAAAAACAUAACUCUGUCUGCACAAAACACAUGCUUCACCAAUCAAACAGAGAGUUUAAAGUAUGAUACGUUGUACAUGAAGCUUUACACGACCGCCGCCCAAGCCAGGGCCAGAGCCGUAGACAACAACAUUAAGGAACAGCUACUCAACGCCUCCUACUACGUCUUUGACAACCCUGCGCCGCGAUCCAUCCUGAUGGCCCACAGAGAUCUGAUACGCUCCCUCCUCACGUUCCGGGAUGAGAUUGUCAACAAGGCCAUAGAAAACAUCGACCAGGCCCUCAGCUCAUUCAACGCUACCUACCGCCAACGAAACUUCCCGGUCGUCACUGUCCACGUUCGCCGAACAGACUACACAGGAUACAUCAAAAGAAAUUAUAACCUGACGCAACUUGACGAGCUGUACUUCGAAAGAGCAUUCGAAUUCUACAAGGAAAGGUUGCCGCGACCCGUGUUCCUGGUGCUGAGUGACGACCGCGAGUGGUGCAGGCGAAAGCUGCAGGCCAAGGACGUGAUAGUCAUUGCCAGAGCAUCCCCGACCGUGGACAUGGCAGUGAUGAGUCUCGGGGACCACCACAUCACCAGCUAUGGCACCUACAGCUUCAGCGGCGCCUUGCUGGGCCACGGACACAUCACGCAUCCUAUCGGACAUAACACCAAGUACGAUAUCUUUGACUGUUUGGAGUCGCAUUUCUUUCACCGCAUUUCCAGGGACAAGACUUAUAAAGUAAACAAUUCAGAGGUGGUGCUACCGCAGAGGCUUUAGCGGCACCUGAGGAACACAGCUAAUGACGAGCAAAGUAUACGAGAGAUCAGUGAACGAGUCUGUGUUCAAAAUGUUCAGUAUCAAAAUAUUAAGGAUAAUAUUCUGAAAAGUUUCUGUGCAUCGCUAUUGUAGUCACUGAUAAAGUUUAGUAUGCUCUGUUACGGAUAAGUAUUAUUAUCAUUAUUAUUAUCAUUAGUAGUAGUAGUAGUAAUAGUAGUAGUAGUAGUAGUAGUAAUAGUAGUAAUAGUAGUAGUAGUAGUAGUAGCAGUAGUAGUAGUAGUAGUAGUAGUAUGUUAUUAUUUCUAUCACUGUUAACUUAUCAGAUUAUUUUCUUUAUCGUCCUCCUUAUAGUCCUCCUCUCUGUUCGGCUUGUCCAUGCUGAGCUUAGGUGAAUGUGGAUGUUGUGUAGCUUUAUUUAAUAUUCAUAUCUGGAUGAUGUAAAUAGGGAUAUAUGUAUAGAAGAGAUGGUAGAUAAUUUAUUCAUUAUCUAUAUACCAUUACUUUUACUCUAACUGCAAUUUAAUUUUUUUUUUUAAUUUGUUAUUUAAUAAGGUGUUAACUUUCGCCGUGCCCGGACAGUGUGGUGCUUGCGACUAGAAGGGAGCCAAAAAUACUCUGAGAAGUUCAAGAUGAGACACGUUUAGUAGGCAGCGCUGUGUCUUGUGUAAAUACUCUGUCCUCUAAACACUUAGAAACUCUGAUUACUUGGUGUUUCCAUGCUCCGGCAACUUCUUACAAUGAACGAUCCACCGCAAAACAAAGCCAGAGAGAGAGGACUACUCAAUCACACCGACUUAACCAUAGCAGUGCUCAAUAUAGUUUAUAAUCAGUUGAAAUCUAUGGACAGAACACUGAAAAUUUCAAAUUGCUUGUUAGGCAUAUGUUAGGUACAGGCACGAGGGACGCACAUGUGUACAACAUCACAAUGGUGAUAAGUACAAGUGUUCUAUGGAGCGAACAUCUGUUGCCACGCUGCACAAACCAACAAAGCGAAAAGGUAUCGGGGAAAUUACUUCUGCUUUCAGCUGUGGCCCGUGUUUCUGUUUAUCCGCUUUUGUAUCUAUCAGAACAUUUUUUUUUUUAGAUUCCAAGUUAUCACUCUUAAUUUACAUUUACUAUAUUAAGUGAUAGAUCUGCUUGAAUAAAUAGCGUGUAUGAAUUAUGCAACUAAUAAAUCCUAAUUUU
This is a messenger RNA of Scylla paramamosain (green mud crab), 2969 nucleotides long. Its product is annotated as galactoside alpha-(1,2)-fucosyltransferase 1-like. Gene Ontology annotation, biological process: carbohydrate metabolic process. The transcript is spliced from 6 exons. Gene Ontology annotation, cellular component: membrane. Lineage: Eukaryota; Metazoa; Arthropoda; Malacostraca; Decapoda; Portunidae. Gene Ontology annotation, molecular function: galactoside 2-alpha-L-fucosyltransferase activity. Bases 555 to 1784 code for a protein of 409 amino acids. The record is from RefSeq and is a predicted model, not a curated record.